Molecule: messenger RNA, 909 nt
Organism: Trypanosoma grayi
Lineage: Eukaryota; Euglenozoa; Kinetoplastea; Trypanosomatida; Trypanosomatidae
Product: putative DNA repair protein
Exons: 1
Coding region: 1-909 (302 amino acids)
Biological process (GO): protein import into peroxisome matrix
Cellular component (GO): peroxisomal membrane
Molecular function (GO): zinc ion binding
Source: RefSeq, a predicted model, not a curated record
AUGCAGCCAGCGACCGCGCCGUACAUCCUGCGGUCGCUCUACAAGGACGAGCACGUUGUUGACACCCAUGUAAACCGCCCGCUCACCGACCUGGUGACGUCCGCGUUCGGUGCACACUUCACCAACAUGUACGACUCGCACCUGAGUGGCCUGGCGAAGGGUGUGUAUGUCUUCUUCGCCCUCCUGCGCGGACAGACGCUCGGGGAAGAGUUCUGCGACUUGUUGCCUGUCACGCGUGGUAACCCUGCGCGCCUGCUGGGAUUGAAGCGGAAGGCGCUGCUCGCGCUGCUGCUCGCGCUGGAGCCAGUGGCGCUCUUCCGCUUCGCCAUCAAGGUGUUCCCGUCGCUCCCGCCGCACGACGUCAUUGCGAACGUGCACAAGUGCACCCUGCUGCUGCUGCUCCUGUUUGAGACGUACGGCACCCUUUCCCACCGCCUGCUCGGCGUGCGCUACCUGAGCCUCGUGCCGUCGCGCAUGCUCGAACGAGACGACGGCGCGCGCGGCACAUAUCUGCUGUCCGGCAUUGCGUUGCUGCUCGAGUUGUCUAUCCGGCUCUGGCGCUUCAUGGAGGAGCGGCGGCUCGCCAACCAGAGCGGUGCCAAGCGUGACGAGACACAGCAGCGGAAAGACGGGGUCGACGACGAGAGCGACAGCGACGUGGACGACAGUCAGCGUGCGGCGGCCGGCAAGUGCAUGCUGUGCUUGGGCAACCGCAAGCAGCCGACGGCGACGCUGUGUGGACACAUUUUCUGUUGGCGGUGCUUGUCAGAGUGGAUCAAGUCCAACUCGCAGGGCGCUAUAUGUCCCUUUUGUCGGCGGCGAAUUACGGUCCAGUCGUCGGUGCCGCUGUACUUCUACGUGGCGAAGGAGCCACCCGUCGUGGGCGGCGUCCACGACACCUCCGCCUAG